Messenger RNA from Acanthisitta chloris (rifleman), 957 nucleotides. RefSeq names its product S-phase kinase-associated protein 2, E3 ubiquitin protein ligase (gene SKP2). Gene Ontology annotation, biological process: SCF-dependent proteasomal ubiquitin-dependent protein catabolic process. Gene Ontology annotation, molecular function: protein binding. NCBI's taxonomy places the organism in Eukaryota, Metazoa, Chordata, Aves, Passeriformes, Acanthisittidae. The record is from RefSeq and is a predicted model, not a curated record. The transcript has 8 exons. Gene Ontology annotation, cellular component: SCF ubiquitin ligase complex. The annotation marks the transcript as partial.
UUGCUUUUGGCAAUCUUUGCACAUUUGCCCCUAAGACAAUUGUUGAAAGUUUCUUUGGUUAACAAGAGAUGGCAUCGUCUUGCGUGUGAUGAGUCUCUCUGGCAGACACUUGAUUUGGCUGGUGCAAAUCUGAAGCCAGGAGUGAUUGGACGGUUGCUGCCUGCAGGUGUUACUGCAUUGCGCUGCCCAAGAUCUUGUAUUAGGGAUCCCUUGUUUAAAACAAAGAAAUAUCUUAAACUUCAGUAUCUGGAUUUGUCAAACUGCACAGUGUCCACUAUACAUCUUAACAGUAUUCUUUGCCUGUGUGAAAGACUGCUGAAGCUCAGCUUGGAGGGACUAGUGCUUUCUGACACGGUCCUAAAGAGCAUUGCUAGGAAUCUGAAUUUGACAAGACUAAAUCUCUGUGGAUGCUCAGGAUUUUCUGCAGCAGCCUUGAGGUUGAUGUUGAGCCGCUGUUCUAUGUUGGAGGAGCUGAACUUGUCCUGGUGUGACUUCACAGCCACCCAUGUCAGAGCAGCUGUCAGUCAUAUUCCUUCAGUGGUCAUCAGAUUAAAUUUAAGUGGAUAUAGAGAGAAUCUACAAAUGGCAGACGUAAGAACACUGGUGAGAAGAUGUCCUUUGCUUGUCCAUUUAGACCUCAGUGACAGCAUGAUGUUGAAGCCUGAGUGCUUCCAGUAUUUUCAGCAACUCCAGUGUCUUCAGCAUCUGUGUCUUAGCCGAUGUUAUCAGAUAUCACCUGUUGCCUUGGUAGAACUUGGUGCAAUUCCAACACUGAGGACUCUUCAGGCAUUUGGCAUAGUGACUGAUGCCUCCCUGCGGUUCAUCGGGAAUGCACUGCCUGGCGUUAAGAUCAAUCAUUCAUACUUUACAACCAUUGCAAGGCCAACAGUUGACAAUAACAGCUCUGAGAUUUGGGGCAUUAAAUGCAGAUUGGCACUGAGAAAGUCUAGUAACUAA